AUGGGAAAGUUAUCAGUAGUUCUAAUUACUGUACUGCUAAUACAAAGCUAUUGGAUAAGUUAUGCUUGUAUUGGUUUAGGUGGUCGCAGCUUUUAUGAAUGUUACUCAGAUCCUUUUUGCUCGGCAACAGAUUUUGAAAAAUCGCUAAAAGUACGAGAUGAAAGAAAUGAUAAUGAAUUGCAAUUUUCUUAUCAAGCUCGAUUGGAACCACCUUUCAUCUCAACGAUUAAUGAUGAAAGCGAUGAAUUUUUGGACUGUUGUCGUAAGCGAGGAUUGCCAGAAGUUUGCUUACAGAAAUGCUCUUAUGUUAGCUAUAAUCAGAAUAUUCUUCGAAAAAUAUUCACACAAGCAGAUCCAUGUCCUCUGAUAUCAGUUGGUGAUAUUCACUUUUGUGCAGCACAGGGUUAUGACCAUCGUCAAUGUUGUGUCAUGAAUGGGAGGACACAAAAUGGAACUAUUUUUGAUGCAUCAUAUUUGCCAUGUUUCGAACGAUUUGAAAAUAUAAAAGAAUGCUUUUGGCGUUGGGCUCGAAGACGUUACCAACUGGCGGAAAUAUCUAAGAGAUAUGAAAUACAUGAAUCGAAGACGAUCUCUGAUCGUGUGAUACAGUUGAAUACUGAUCAACCACCAUCACCAUUUGAUAAUUAUUGA
This is a messenger RNA of Brugia malayi, 651 nucleotides long. RefSeq names its product DB module family protein. The record is from RefSeq and is a predicted model, not a curated record. Bases 1 to 651 code for a protein of 216 amino acids. The transcript has 6 exons. Lineage: Eukaryota; Metazoa; Nematoda; Chromadorea; Rhabditida; Onchocercidae.